Molecule: messenger RNA, 3737 nt
Organism: Tympanuchus pallidicinctus (lesser prairie-chicken)
Lineage: Eukaryota; Metazoa; Chordata; Aves; Galliformes; Phasianidae
Gene: BEND5
Product: BEN domain containing 5
Exons: 13
Coding region: 11-1495 (494 amino acids)
Biological process (GO): proteolysis; negative regulation of DNA-templated transcription
Molecular function (GO): zinc ion binding; metallocarboxypeptidase activity; DNA binding
Source: RefSeq, a predicted model, not a curated record
GACAACAAAUAUGGCGGAGAGGAGCAGGACGGCAGAGACGGGUAGUGACAUAGGAGGCGAUGAAAUCAUAGCAGGGAACGUGAACAAGUACACUGUUCUCCCAACUGGUUAUUCUGGACAGCCUAAAAAAGGACAUCUUGUAUUUGAUGCCUGUUUUGAAAGCGGUAACCUUGGAAGAGUGGACUACAUCACAGAAUUUGAGUACGACCUUUUCAUCAGACCAGAUACCUGUAACCCACGCUUUCGAGUUUGGUUCAACUUUACUGUUGAAAAUGUAAAAGAAUCACAGAGAGUAAUUUUCAAUGUCGUCAACUUCAGUAAAACAAAAAGCCUCUAUAGAGAUGGAAUGGCUCCAAUGGUGAAAUCCACAAGCAGACAAAAAUGGCAAAGAAUACCCUCCAAAAAUGUGUAUUACUAUCGCUGCCCAGACCACAGGAAGAACUAUGUCAUGUCAUUUGCUUUUUGCUUUGACCGUGAGAACGACACUUAUCAAUUUGCCUACUGCUACCCUUACACCUAUACUCGCCUUCAGCACUAUCUUGACAACCUACAGAGGAGGAACAUGGACUACUUUUGCAGAGAACUGCUAGGACUCAGCGUGCAGAGACGGCAGCUUGACCUUCUGACAAUAACCAGCCCUGCGAACCUGCGCCCAGGUGCUGAACAGAAAGUGGUGUUCAUCACUGCACGAGUCCAUCCUGGGGAAACGCCUUCUUCCUUCGUGUGCCAAGGUAUAAUUGAUUUCCUUGUGAGCCAGCAUCCUGUUGCAAAAGUACUGAGAGACCACCUGGUGUUCAAGAUUGCACCUAUGCUCAAUCCUGAUGGAGUAUACCUAGGAAAUUACAGGUGCUCUCUGAUGGGUUUUGAUUUAAACCGGCACUGGGCAAAUCCAUCUCCAUGGGCUCAUCCCACCCUGCAUGGAGUGAAGCAGCUCAUCGUUGAGAUGUACAACAACCCGAAGAUUAACCUGGAGUUCUACAUUGACAUCCAUGCGCACUCUACCAUGAUGAAUGGCUUCAUGUAUGGGAACAUCUUUGAAAACGAGGAAAGAUUUCAGCGACAGGCUGUUUUCCCCAGGCUGCUCUGUCAGAAUGCUGAAGAUUUCUCUUACUCCAGUACAUCCUUCAACCGAGAUGCUGUGAAAGCAGGGACAGGCCGGCGUUUUCUUGGUGGGCUGUUAAAUGAUACGUCCUACUGCUACACCCUGGAAGUCUCAUUCUACAGCUACAUCGUGGGUGGAACUACUGCUGCUGUCCCUUACACAGAAGAAGCAUAUAUGAAGCUUGGAAGGAAUGUGGCCAGGACGUUCUUGGACUAUUACAGGCUGAACUCCUUGGUGGAAAGACCACUGGCAGCAACUCCUAAAAUUCGGAAGGAAAAGCCGCCAGCCUUUAAAUGCACCACCCAGAAGAGCCAGGGGACCAGCCAUGCUGACAGCAAGCCAGGGAAGAGAAGCCAGGCACACCUGAAGGACCAAUCUCUCCCUGCACGAUGAGAGGAGAAGAGAGGAGAGGAGGGCUGGUUUGUGUGGUGAGGUGGAAGAGUGCAGCUGGAGCUGGAACUGCUGAUAUUUCUCUUCUUUUUUUUUUUUUUUCCCAGAUAAGUAUUUCUAAGAUAACAAAUAGUCCAGAGGGAAACGAAGGAGAGGGAAAUUAGCUAGAAAUUUUACCAUUGAUUCUUUUUUAUUUAUAGACGGUAAAUCAAUUUCAAGCCUUUUUCUUUCUUUUUUUUUUUUAGCUCUCAUCUCUGGGAAAAAAAGAAAGAAAAAAAAAAAAAAAAGUGACCCAAUAGAUCUAGAGAAAUCAUUUGCAGUGGCUGAAAAGCUAUUUGUUAAAACGAGAAGGCCUCCCCUUCCUCCACCAGCUCCUCUCUCUCCCUCUCUGUUAAGGGGUAAUCCAUACAAUGAGCAAAUGAGGGAGUCCUGGCUCCCCUGCUUCACUAUGUGAUGUCUCCCCAUUUAGUGUCAGGCUCAGAAGCUUUUAUGCCAAUUGCAUGUGCUAGCCCAGUUAGCUUGCAUUAUGAGAGCCUGAUAAAUAGCUUCUGGGAGUCCGGCAGGUGCUCCUCAGUGUGCCGUUUAUCAUCUGCUGCAUGGUUAGGCUUUUGCUCUUCUAUCAGAUCAUUUGAGGAAAGUGGUCGUAUGAGAAAUGCUAGUGGUGUCACCUGUCAGGUGCAGCACAAAAUUCGCUGCAAGCCCUGUCUAACAGGCAGAAACCAUGUUCCUCCAGCAGUAGCUGGUAGGAAUCUAGGAAGAGUGGGCUUCCAAAAGAUUUAUGACUGAGGCAGUGUCAGCGAGGGGUAGCGCUGAAAGAGAAGGUGCUGAGACCCAGAGGAUAGAAAGGGGAAGGAUGAACCAGAAUGAGGUUAAAGGGAGAUAUGUGAAACAAGAAUGAAUGAGUUCCCCUUGGUGUCAGGUGGUCCCAAUGAAGUAGCAGUCCAAGACUCUGUAGUAAAGGAAGUGAGGUUGGUUGCUCCUCUUCUCUAAGCCAGGACAUGACCCUUGCAAUCUAGAAACAGGGUCAGACCCAGCUGGGUAGUCAUGAUGGGCUGGAUAGAGAAGAAAGCAUCCUGGGCAAAAAUGAAGAUAUAUGAGAAAAACUGGAAAUUAUAGGCAAUGGACCUUCCAGGCUAUUUAAAUUUACUGCCCCUAGUGAAAAUAUUCCCUGUAUCUUCAGCUGCGGAGAACUGGCUGCGGAACCUGAGCAUUACCAACACUAAACCAAUCUAUGAGCCUACAAAGAACUACCAGAAAGCAACCUGAGUUGUAUUUAUGCAGCCAGGAAACUAGUAGUUCCUCAUAUGCUCAUCUAUCUUUGAAUACUGUAUCUGUCCCAGUGUUAUUUUGGGUGUAAGGGAGCUCUGCAUAAGGUCCUUUGGGGUCUCUGCCAUACAAGCUAAUACAAAGCAAGCAGGGUCAAGGUCUGCAUUCUGUGUCUUAGGACCUCACACACUCUUCUGUAGUCCUAUUGCACCACCCAGACAGCCCUCCUAGGACCAAUGGCACAUGGUUUCCAAUCUGAUUAGCAUGACUGGACUGCAAUCAGAAUGAGUGAGCAGGUACAAUUUGGGAGAAAAAAAAAAAAAAAGGGCUUUGCAUGCCUCUAAAAAGUGCAAACUACUCAGGAUCUGACAAAACUUGAGCUGAUUGUUUCUGUGCAUUAGUCAGCUGCUUGCUGAGCUUUCAUUAGUCCAUUAGUUAGUUUGUUUGUCUCUGAAAAGGGUAACUUGGCUAAAACAAGAUACCCCACUGGAAGGAGAAUGGUUUAAAAUACCGAGCAAAUGUGAUGUUGUCAGUCUUUCAAGGUGAGGGGGUUAAACUGUGAGCAUUUUAGGGAGAAUAAAACGCCCUCAUAUGAUGAAUUCCAAGGCAUCCAAAAGGCAUAGUGCUGGCUCUCUGUCUCCUAGAGCAGAGUAAUGAAUAGCUGUGACAGUGUGAUAAUUAAAAUGACCUCUUGAAGAUAUGGAUUAGAAGGUAUGCAGAGGGGGGAUAAGUUCUCCUUUGAAUUAAUCUACUGUUAAUUUAUGACUAUCAUUGGGUUUUAUAGGGUUUUAGUGGAAGACUUUCAAAGUUGGUUUACUGGGAGGAAAAUGUUCCUUUUGCAUAUUCAGUGAGAAAAUAUUUGCAGAAUUCCUUGUUAUUUAUUUUUGAAUGGUUCUAUUUAUAUACGUAUGCAUAUAUAUAAUAAGAGAGUUUCAGAUAUUUGCUUAGCUGCUAAAGGAUUUGCUCAAGAAAUACGAAU